CGCCAUUCAAGCUGCCCCUGAAGCGCUGCUCCGUGGUUGGGAACGGUGGGAUCCUGAAGGGGAGCGGGUGCGGCCACCAAAUAGAUGAGGCUGACUUUGUUAUUCGGUGUAAUCUUCCUCCUCUGACCAGUGACUACACUCGUGAUGUUGGGUCGAUGACGCAUCUGGUGACCGUGAACCCGUCCAUCAUAGAUAAGAGGUUCCAGAACUUGUUGUGGUCCCGUAAAUCCUUUGUCGAGAGUCUGAAGGUCUACAAGUCCAGUUACGUCUACAUGCCGGCGUUCUCCAUGCGCCACGGUACUGAGCCGUCCCUUAGAGCCUACUACACCCUGUCCGACUUCAGCGCCAACCAGACCGUGCUGUUCGCCAACCCCAACUUCUUGAGGAACGUGGGCAAAUUCUGGAAGAACAAGGGCGUCCACUCCAAGCGCCUGUCCACCGGCCUCUUCAUGGUCAGUGCCGCCCUGAGCCUGUGUGAGGAGGUCACUGUCUAUGGCUUCUGGCCCUUCCAAAUAGACCUGAAGGGGAGACCCAUUCGCCAUCAUUACUACGACGAUGUCCCCCCGCUCAGUGGCUUCCACUCCAUGCCCGAGGAGUUCCUGCAGCUCUGGUUCCUGCACAAGUCGGGGAUCCUGAGGAUGCAGCUGGGUCAAUGCAACGUAGAGGAGUCUCAAUGAGACUGAUGGGGGCGCAGCGAGGGGAGACCUGGGUGUGUACCCUGUGAGGCGAGGAUCCCAUGAUAUGUACAUUUUGAGGCGGGGACACCCGGAUAUGUACCAUAUGACGCGGAGGAACCCUGGGUGUGUACCCUGUGUAUUGGGGACUCCCGGAUGUAUACCCUGUAAUGCAGGGAACCUCGGAUUUGUACCCUGUGAUGUGGGAACCCUUGGAUGUGUACCCUGUAACGUGGGGAGCCUCGGAUAUAAUUCUGUACCUCCUGACGCGGGGAGCCUCGGAUAUAAUUCUGUACCUUCUGACGCGGGGAGCCUCGGAUAUAAUUCUGUACCUCCUGACGCGGGGAGCCUCGGAUAUAAUUCUGUACCUUCUGACGCGGGGAGCCUCGGAUAUAAUUCUGUACCUCCUGACGCGGGGAGCCUCUGAUAUAAUUCUGUACCUCCUGACGCGGGGAGCCUCGGAUAUAAUGCUGUACCUCCUGACGCGGGGUCCCUUGGAUCUGGAUCAGUACCCUUUAUCGCAGGGACCCUCGGAUAUAAUUCUGUACCUUCUGACGCGGGGAGCCUCGGAUAUAAUUCUGUACCUCCUGACGCGGGGAGCCUCGGAUAUAAUUCUGUACCUCCUGACGCGGGGAGCUUCGGAUAUAAUGCUGUACCUCCUGACGCGGGGUCCCUUGGAUCUGGAUCAGUACCCUUUAUCGCAGGGACCCUCGGAUGUGUGCCCUUUUGUAACCUGUGAGGGUCCACACUGGAUGUAAUGACUUGUGACUAUAGUGCCAAAUCCCUGUCCUCACGAGUAAGCGCGGCCACAACUCCAGGGGAAGCAUCCGGCUUUUUUUAAGGAUUUUUUUUGGCUGCUGAUUAGAUUGUUUUAGAAAUGAAUGUAGAUUUUUUUUUUUUUUUUUUUACGAAAAAACA
Messenger RNA from Hyla sarda, 1592 nucleotides. RefSeq names its product ST8 alpha-N-acetyl-neuraminide alpha-2,8-sialyltransferase 1 (gene ST8SIA1). Gene Ontology annotation, biological process: N-glycan processing; oligosaccharide metabolic process. The transcript has 3 exons. The coding region runs from base 156 to 677 and encodes 173 amino acids. The record is from RefSeq and is a predicted model, not a curated record. Gene Ontology annotation, molecular function: alpha-N-acetylneuraminate alpha-2,8-sialyltransferase activity. NCBI's taxonomy places the organism in Eukaryota, Metazoa, Chordata, Amphibia, Anura, Hylidae.